CUGAGUAGUUCUAGCUACCACAGGUGUUUCGAUAAGUAUAAAAAAAAUGACGGACAUCGUAGAUACGGAACAGUUUAAUGCCGAUGAGCUACAGCCGCCAGAUUGGCUGAAUUCCGAGUUUAUAACCGAAGUUCUCAGCAAAUACGAAAAGGUUUCCGAGUUGAAAGUAACCGAUCUGAAAAUCACUCCGGCCAGUGCCCAGGGCGAUCAUUAUGCCAGUGUUAUGUUCCGCGCCACGGCGGAGUAUACCACUGCAAAGGGAAGCUUCUCCAAACCGCUGAUCAUCAAAACAAUGCCCGAGCAGGAGGGUCACAAGAAGGAUAUGCUGAGUGAUUCGCACAUAUUUACGACGGAAAUCGGAACUUACUGCAAGGCUCUGCCCGAGUUUGAGAGGAUAUUGCGGGAGGCAGGAGAUGACACCAAACUGUAUGUGCCCUGCCUGUAUCAUAGCGUGGAACCGCGGCAGGUGAUGAUCUUCGAGGAUCUAGUGCCGCAGGGCUACUCCGUCAUCCGGGAUCGUCCUGUCACGGAGAAGGAACUGAAGAAGGUCUUCGCCAAGCUUGCCAAAUGGCAUGCAGUCAGCAUGAAGGUCAUCAAUGAGAAACCCGAAUUCCUAAAGGACUUUAAAUACGGCAUCUUUGAAAUGCCCACCAUUGAAUCGGAUCCCUUUGUGACCAAUGGCAUGGCUGGUUUCAUAGAAAUGCUGGACCAAAAACCAGAAUUUAGGAAGUAUAAUCCGCACUUUGAGAAAGUCAAGGAUAUUUACUUAAAGCGUUUGGCUGAUGAAAUGCAGGAAUAUCGCAAAAAUAGGAGGGAUGAUAGUUACUAUGUCCUUUGCCACGGAGACUUUCAUUUGCGCAACAUGAUGUUCAAGGAAAACAAGCAAACGGGUGCUCCCGAGGAUGUCAUGCUGGUGGACUUCCAGUUCUGCAAUAUCUGUCCCAUUACCGUGGACUUGACCUACUCCAUUUAUAUGUUGAUGGAGCCGGAACAGCGCAGGGAAAUGGGCAAGGACCUGAUCCACCAUUACUUUACAGUUUUGGUGGAAACUCUAAAGAAGAUUGGCUUCAAAGCAGAAAUGCCAACCGAAGCAAGAUUGUGGGAACAAAUUCAUCGCAAUCGUUAUUAUCAUUUUUUCAUGAUAAGCACUUUGCUCCCUAUGAUGCUGGCCCUUAAAUCAAAUGCCCUAAAAAUGCAUGAUCUGAUCCAGGAUCCAGAAACUCGCCGCAAGUCUUACCUCUUGGAGAAUUAUGUCAAAGAUGUGGCAAUGCUUUUGCCCAAAUACGAAGAGCUGGGCCACUUUAAGGAUCUUUGAUAUAUACUCUAAGUUAUUCUUGUAACUAUUUCAUGUAUAGAAAAUAUAUUUAUUAAAUAGCCUAUCAAUUUGUGCAAAAUUUCGAUAAAAA
This is a messenger RNA of Drosophila kikkawai, 1406 nucleotides long. RefSeq lists its product as uncharacterized. Lineage: Eukaryota; Metazoa; Arthropoda; Insecta; Diptera; Drosophilidae. The record is from RefSeq and is a predicted model, not a curated record.